GACUGCCUAAAGAGCUAACUUGUAUCCCAUUGCAGGCUGAGGGAGCUUGCAGGCGCGAAAGAAAGAUAGCAAACUGACUCUGCAGCCCAACCUCUGGUGCUGGCCUUCCUUUUCAGGCGCCAGAUAAACAGCCGGGGUUUAAUUUGUGAAGCCACGCUAGGGGGCCGCGAGCUGGAUUGGCGCAGAUUUCUCUUCAGAAAGCUCUUGCAGAAAGCGAGUAUGGCAAGCUCAAGCGCGCAGGCAGAGAUAGCACCUCUGGAAGAACUGGCAGCUUUGGAAGAUGCUGAGGAGAAGCUUACAGAAGGAUGGGCCUGUGCGCAGCAGGAUGACUUGGAUGCAGCGAUUGAGCUACUCGGAGAGGCGCUGAGCUUAAGGGUGGACCACUUUGGAGAGUUGGCCCCUGAAUGUGCGACCGCCUACUACAAGUACGGGUGUGCACUGUUCUGGAAGGCGCAGCAGGAGACAGACGUUCUGGGGGAGCCGAUGACCAAGAUCAAGCAGCAGGCGGCGGAGAAGGCGGAUCCCUCUGGAAAGGGCAAGGCACACACGGAGGAAGAUGAAGAGGAGGAAGCAGAAGGGGAGGGCGGCGAAGAAGAAGAGUCCGAUAUGGAGCUUGCAUGGAAGAUGCUCGAGACUGCGCGGCUGAUCCACGAGAAGCAGCCGGGGCACACGGUGGAAGAGGCUGACGUCAUCACCACGCUCGCUGACAUCAGCACGGAGAGAGAGGACUUUGAAACGGCGGUGAAGGACUAUGGGCAGGCGCUGAGCAUCCUGGAAGAGCUGCUGCAGAACGACGACAGGAUGCUGGCCGAAGUGUGCUUCAAGACGUGCCUGGCGUACCAACUAUGGCAGCAGCCCGGCCCUGCCAUCGAAUACAUCAACCGCGCGAUUGCCACAUGUGAGAAGCGGCUAGAGAGGCUGAAAGGGAGUCUGCAAGUGGAGCCUGCGGGCAAGGGAAAGGAACUAGAAGGAGCGGAAAAAGCGCCGGAGGAGGAGAAGGAAGCGGAGGGAGGAGAGAAGGCGGCAGAGAAGGGGGCCGAGGGAGGAGACCCCGAGAGGGCGAGGAAGGAGAUUGGAGAGAUCGAGGCGCUGCUAGUCGACAUGCGGGAGAAGGCCGACGAGCUCCGUGAGUUCGCUAAGCACCCUAACCUGGCCGCACUCCAAACCGACCGCCCCGCCCCCGCAACUGGUGCCACCCCUGUCGAGUCCUCCAGUUUUGACGCGCCCCAGCUAACCGCGUCCUCAUCCGCGCCCCCCAUAACCAAUCUAGGGGUGGUCGGCCGAGGCUCGGUUAGGAUAACCCCGUCCCCAGCCCCCCGGGAAGCGACGCUCGUGCAGCCCAAGAAGCGAACGCUGGAGGACAUGAUGGGCGGGGGGGGUGACGUCAGCUUCGGGUUCGGGGGCGCGUCCGCUGGCGCGGAAGCGACGGGGAGCCGCGCGCAGCCGGGGGGCGUGCAGGAGAAUGGACACGCCGAGACUGGAAAUGUACAGAGUGGGGAGCCGGCGCGUCAGGUUGCGCCAGCCGCAGAGAAGGAAGGUGCGGCCGUGGUCGAGCCCAAAAAGUUGAAAAGCGAGGAGACAAAGGUCGAUGAGGCGUCUCAUAGUCGCAACGCCACGUGUGAGAGGAGGCUAGAGAGGCUGAAAGGGAGUCUGCAAGCGGAGCCUGCGGGCAAGGGAAAGGAACUAGAAGGGGAGGGAAAAGCGCCGGAGAAGGAGAAGGAAGUGGAGGGAGGAGAGAAGGCGGCAGAGAAGGGGGCCGAAGGAGGAAGCCCCGAUAGGGCGAAGAAGGGGACUGGGAGAUCGAGGCGCUGCUGGUCGACAUGCGGGAGAAGGCCGACGAGCUCCGUGUUUGCCAAGCACCCUAACCUGGCCGCACUUCAAACCGACCGCCCCGCCUCUGCAACUGGUGCCGCCCCCGUCGAGUCCUCCAGUUUCGACGCGCCCCAGCUAACGGCGUCCUCCUCCGCGCCCCCAAUUACCAAUCUAGGGGUGGUCGGGAGGGGCUCGGUUAGGAUAACCCCGUCCCCAGCCCCCCGGGAAGCGACGCUCGUGCAGCCCAAGAAGCGAACGCUGAGAACGCUGGAGGACAUGAUGGGCGGGGGAGGUGACGUCAGCUUUGGGUUUGGUGGUGCGUCCGUAAGCACCGAAGCGACGGGGAGCCGUGCGCAGACGGGGGGUGUGCAGGAGAAUGGACAUGCCGAGACUGGAAGUGUACAGAGGGGGGGGCGGCGCGUCAAAUUGCCCCUGCCGCAGAGAAGGAAGGCGCGACCGUGGUCGAGCCGAAAAAGUUGA
This is a messenger RNA of Klebsormidium nitens, 2292 nucleotides long. The record is from the annotation of a GenBank genome assembly. Lineage: Eukaryota; Viridiplantae; Streptophyta; Klebsormidiophyceae; Klebsormidiales; Klebsormidiaceae.